This is a messenger RNA of Castor canadensis (American beaver), 10924 nucleotides long. The record is from RefSeq and is a predicted model, not a curated record. Lineage: Eukaryota; Metazoa; Chordata; Mammalia; Rodentia; Castoridae.
AGCCUAUAGUUGUAAUCCAUCACCGUGUUAAGUGUAGGCUGCAUUUCAUUCUCAGCCAUACAGACUUGUUAGAAACAUGCAAAAAAUUGUAAUUUGGAAAUUUUCACUGUCUGCAAUAUUAUUUAACUCAGUACAUGCAAAAUAUUUUGGCUUAAUGCGCUGUUCAUUCUUCAGAUAUCUAGUAGCUGCAUGUGGCUAGCACACUUCUGGUGAAUUCCCAGAGGUUUAGGGUGUCAGAUGACGGUUUCAAAUAAAACGAAUUUAUUUCAGGCCCAGAUCCCAUCUCUUCUGGAGCAAAGUAGCUCUUGAAGGAAACAGGGAGUCACAGGGACUACUGCCACUUGUAAAAACACCUGUUCUGACAAGUGACUCCUGCUAGAGCUUCUGAGCAGAAGAUUUUAGAAAGGAUUUAAGCUAGGGUCUAUGUAGCUCAGGCUGGCCUCACAUUCAAAAUUCUCCUCCCUAAACUUUCGCUAUGCUGUGAUUACAGCCAUCCACCAUACCUGGCCCAGAGGCCGUUAUUGAUUUCCCCUAUCACGUGAAUCAGAUUUGGUAAUGUCACCUAGUCCAGAAGCCAUCCCAGGCUUUGUGACCACAGACACUGUGGAUACACUUGCUGAAGGUGAUAAGCUGGGGUAAAUGGAAUGGGCCACCACUGUCAGGCUGCAUAGUAAAAGGAACUUUACUGGAGAGUUGGUGAGGGUAUGGUAACUGAGAUGACAGCCAGCUGGUGAAUUCUAAAUAGCACCCCAUGUCCUUCCUUCUCCCCUCACACUGAGCUACUCUCAUCACGCCAUGUCCAUCACCUGUGGCAUUUAGAGUUGUGUUAAUGCUCUGUCUUUCGGAAACAAAGAGAAUAACAAAUGGUACUAGAGGAAAGAGUUUUUUGUGUUGGAAGCUCAAAAGUUUUGGCCUAACAUGAGUGACUUUUGUAGAAUCAACUAGGGCAGCACCAGGAACUCUUAAGUUUGGUGCUGUUCUCUUUCACAGGUAAGUGCUGUAGCAUCUUAUCUUAUCAAAAAAUCUUUUAAGAAUCAACAAUGGAUUUAGAGUUUAAAGGAAGUAUUUCUUGCAAAAACCAUCCCAUCUUUAUUUCAGAGCUUAGCCAAAAUUGUAAGUUGGGGCUACAGGUGGUACAGUAAGAACUUGAUUAGUAAGUCAGGCUGAGCAGUUUUAAUGAAGGUAGAGAGUUCUGUCUCUUGUGUGGCUGAGCAAUGUUUUCUGUUUCAUCAGUCAGGAAGUUAGUUCAUGAACAAAAUGCAGUUUCACUGGCUUGGUGAAAAUGCAAGCCUACAGAGAGAUGCACAGGUUCCACUGCUGCUGCCUCUGAAUGGUGGUUUUCCUGUUCUCUCUCAGGAGUCAAAGGGAUAGUGCCCUCACUGGGCAGAUGAUAUAGGAAUAGAAGGCAUGAAUCCAUUUUUCUAUUUUCCUCCUCUGCAGCUGAACCCUCACAGUUCUCUGCACUCUUCCAGGAGCAACAGAAAAUGAACUCCAUUCAGGUGAAGUCAGUUUUUAGUAAGUUUUCUUUACAAUGGAUUUUAUAAAGAUUUCUGUGUCUACACAUUAAUGAAAUAAUAAAAUGGGUCAAUUUUUAAUAGAAAUGUAAGGACCCUGACUGGAUUAUGAUCUAAUUUGAUUGUAAUCAAAUCCAAUGGGUGUUGUCUUUAUCUUUUCCACAACACUUGCUUCUACAUUUCUCACUCUGCCCUGGAAAGUUUCUUUGUUAGUGACACUAGCCCUGUCCUUUCCCUGCCAAUAUCUUUUGGAGUUAUUUUCUCUCAUGUUUUCAUGCCUCACCCCCCUGUCUUCCAUCCUUGGCCCCUUCAUCUCUUCUGUUGUCUCAGAAUUACUUCAUUCUCAGAUUUUUUAAUAGCUUUCUUGAGAUUCAAUUUACAUACUGUACCAUUCACAUACUUAAAUUGUAGAAUUCUGUGAUUUUUCAGUAGACUUUCAGUGUAUUGUCAUCACCCCUGUCAAUUUUGGAAUAUUUUUAUUGCCUAAAAGACACUAAACACCUUAACUCUCACUAUUCUCUCCAAGUCCCAAGCAACCCCUAAUUUGCUGUCUAUACAUUUGUUUAACUAUACCCUUAUUUCUUAUAGGACAAUUUUGCAUGUUUUGAAUUCUCUCAGUUUUUGUUCAUCAGGGAAGUUUUUAAUUUCUGUUCUUGCCAAAUGCAUGUGGUUCUUGGUUGAGUUUCUUUCAGCACUUUUUUUUUUUUUUUUUGGCAAUGCUAGGGAUGAACCCAGGCCCUUCUGCAUGCCAAACAAGUGCUGUACCUCUGAGUAGUAGUUCCUAUUGAUUUCAUCUUUUUCCUUCCAUAUGGGUCAGUCUUGUUUUUUUUGGUUUGCAAGUUUUUUUUGUGGAAAAGUUAACAUUUUAAGCAAAAUAAUCUGACAGCACUAGAAAUCAGGAAUUUCUUCCCUGUACAGGUAGUAUUGAAAUUUAUUUGUUCCCUGAUUUUUGAAAACUAAUUCUGUAGAACCUAUGUUUGCAGCUAAAGUUGGCAGAAAUUUCCUUAAGGCCUGGACCCAGUAAGUCCCAGCCUUUGCCAAAGGGCUCUGUGGAUAUUAAGGUAUUCCUUCUGUAGCUGUCUAAUUUACAACUCUGCACCCUGCUUCUCUUACUCCAUACCGAAGGUCGCCCACAGGUGACAGUUUAGGUCCUUCCUUAUCUGCCCUGAGCAUAUGCUCAAUUCUAUGCAUGUAGGGAACCUUCUGGAUUCUCAGGAAUACAUAGGAACUUUUUGUUUUUGAUCAGGCUACUGUUUGCCCCAGGCAUUACCCACUAUUUCCAGUAGACUGAGAAGUUAAACAACUGUCUUUAAAUGUUUUUGACUAAUGUUCCUGAGAAUCAGACUGUACACCCUGGGUGAGCUUUGAGUUAAUUCAAAUAGCCUUGCCAUUGAGGUCUUUAGGGAACCUCCAGGCAAGUCACAUAAUGAUAGUUUUCUGAGAAUGAGGCUUUGACAGAAGUUUAAUCCCAUUCUACCUCCUCCUAGUUGCUAGGCUGCUGAUUUCACUGUUAUUUCAGACUGCUGGUUCUCAGAGCUACCACGGAAAUGGAGCGAUGGAAACAGAGCAAGUUAAAAUGACACAAGAUCACAGUUCUUGACGUAGCUAUUUUCUGGUGUAACUGUUCUUCAGAUUUCUGCAAGCCUUGGAUUAGCCUACUUUUUCUGAAAAAGUUGAUUCUAUAAUUAUGGUAGUCUCUCGUUGCUUUUAUGGAAGAAUUUGUUGGCUCUUUACUGUUUUUUAAGUUUAUAGGUACAGGAAAUUGACCUUUUAUCAGUUUCCAAGACACUGUUUUCAGAAAACUCCUCUGGCUCUGUGACCUAUAUAUCUUCUGCCAGUCUUUUCCUAUCUGUGGUUCCUCAGCUGAUGUUUUGGGGACUUUUCCUUCCUUAGUCCAUAUGUGCUCAAGGAACUGUCUCAUGGUCUCUAACAAUGUCAGGUAACAAAUGGUCGGUCACUCCUAGAUGUGGUCUUCACGUUAGACCUCCUACAUGCUGUAGAAUCCCAUGUAUCCUGGUUCCUGUUCUAUACACCCUAUGUAGCAGCAACAUGAACAGAUCUAGUCCUGUAAAACUUCCAAUGCAUUUUCUUCCUUUUUUUCCAGAAUGACAAUUUUUAGCACCAUCAUAUCAAAUUUUAGCAUUUUCAUUUAGAAAUGUGAAAUUAUAUAAUGUAUAUACUUAUAAAUACAUCACAAUCACUCUACUGUGUGAUAGAUCUGAAAAAUUUAUUCCUCCUUUCUAACCAAAACUUUGUACCCUUUGGCCAAUACCUUUCCAUUUCUGUCUCCUGGUUAACUGCUAUGCUACUCUACUUCUAGAAGUUUGAUUUUUUUCUAUUUAUAUUAUAAGUGAGAGCUUAUUUGAGAUAUUUGCCUAUCUGACAACUAAAAAGAAAAGAGAGAAAAGAGAAGCCGCUCAUAUGGCUAGACUGGGUCGUGCACAGGAAAGUAGUUAUCCAGUGAUUGUUGCUUCUCCUAUGUGAUUAUGUUCCUGUUUUAACAUUUGUUGCAAUACAGGUAGUAUGCUCUUACACCAGUCUCUUUGGUGCCAACUCCUUUGUAGUAUGUUCGCUGCUCUUCAUGAUUAUGUAUUUUUAUAUUUAAGUUCUGUCAGGUCUAAUAGCCCCAGAGCUUAUAAGGAUCUCUUUGUUGACUCCCAUUUACAGUGAUGAUGUUCAAGGAAUGCGAACAUCCUUAAAGAAUUUCACCUAGAAUAACUCUUUGGGAUGUGGAAGGAGAGUUGUAGGAAGUCUGUCUACAUUCAGUUUUUUUUCUUAAAAGAUCUGUAAUUCACAGACAGGUACAGCAGUUCACACCUGUACUCAGAGGCAGGGAUCUGGAGGAUCAGGAGGACUGGGGUUUGAGGCCAGAUCAGACAAAAAGUUUGCACGAUCUCAUUUCAGCCAAUGAAAAGCUGGGGUGGUGGUGUAUACAUUUGUCAUCCCAGCUAUGCAGGAAAUGUAAAUAGGAGGACCAGAGGUCCAGGCUAAGUCUAAGCAUAAAUGAGACACCUUACGUUAAAAAUAAGCAAAGCAAACAGGACCAGGAAUGUGGCUCAAGUGGUAGAGUGCCUACCUAACAAGCUCAGAGCCCUGACAACUUCAAACCCUAUUGCUGCCAAAACAAAACACCAAACUAAUUCAUGCAUGUAUAUAAAUGAAUUAUGGCAUGUUAAUAAGUUUCUUAGUGCUGGGCAUCAGUGGCUCAUGCCUGUAAUCCUAGCUACUUGAGAGGAAGAGUUUAGGAGGAUUGCUCUUCAAAGCCAGCCUGGGAAAAUAGUUCUGGAAACCCUGUCUUGAAGAUACCAACCACAAAACAGGGCUGGCAGAGUGGCUCAAGUUACCGGUAGAGUGCCUGCCUAGUAAGUGUGAGGCCCCAAGUUCAAAAUCCCAAUGCUGCCAAAAAAAUUGCUUAGCUAAUUGAGAAACACUAAAGUUUACUACAAAUUUAGGUGCAUAGUUGGCUUUUAUAAGACCAUUUUCUUUUGGAGAUCCUGAAGAGUAAAAAUUAGUAGUUCUCAGAGAUUUUUUUCUAUGUCAGUUCUGAACCCUUGAACAAAAUGUUUGUAACAGGGAUCAGUGUCAUUUGAAGACGUGACUGUGGAAUUCACGCAGGAGGAGUGGCGGCACAUGUGCCUUCCUCAGAGGACCCUAUACAGAGACGUGAUGCUGGAGAACUACAGCCACCUCAUCUCUCUGGGUGAGCAGAUGUUCUACAUGUGACUCCUUCAGGAGGAUACAUCGGUUUUUUAUUUUUAAUGAUCAAAACACAUGGACUCUUACCAAGGUUUGCAUUAAGAAUACUAAAGUCAUUGACACCUUUAGAGAAACAGAAGCAAUGUGUCAAUACUUCCCACUGACAGCUUCAACUUCUGCUUCUCUUGCUGCUGUAUCUUAUCCACCUUUGGAAACCCCAAAGGUUUUGGAUCUGCUCUGUGAGAACCCUCAAUUAUUUAUUUACAGGAUACUGCAUUACCAAACCCGAGGUGAUAUUCAAGUUGGAGCGAGGAGAAGAGCUGUGGUCCUUAGGGGACAAAUUCCUAAGCCAGAAGUAUCCAGGGUAUCAUAAAGUUGAUGUCCACAUCGAGGGAGACCAGGAAAAAUAAGAGAAACCUCUGAGGCAAGCACUAUUUACUGAUGACAAAACACUAAGUGAAGAAGGACAGAAAGUUUUAGGAAAACCACUUCAUCUGGGCAUGGCUUCUACAAGUAAUUGUUACUCACAUAGAAUGAAUUUGCCAGGUGUUUCUGAGUUAAUCAUUAGUGAGGGAAACUGUUCAAGAGAGAUGACUGAUUACAUGAAUGUAUGUGAAAAGUUGUGGCUUGAUAUUAAACAGGAAGAUACUUAUGAGUAUAAUGAAGAUGUGAAUGGUCUCGAUUAUGAGAAAGGUCAACAUCAGAAUUUUCAAACUUUGGCUCAAUGUAUUGACUGCAGUGAGUUUGGAAGAAUGUUAUAUGGAAAGACUGUUUGUAUUGCAGUUGAGAGUUCUCCAACAAGAGAGAAGUUCUUCAAGGAUGAUGAAUGUAGGCAAAUCAGUGAUAAAACAAUUCUAUUAAACCACAUGAGAACUGACACACAGGAGAAAAGCUCUCAUCUUAACUGUGGAAAAUCCUGCAACAAAAACACCAUUGUAAAAUACAAAAAAGUUCAUAUGGCUAUACCACACCAUGGAUGUAAUAAAAUUGUUAUCAGUGGGAAGUCACCUCUUAUUCAAAUCCGGAGACCUCUUAAAGGACAGAGUACUUUUGAAAGCAAUAAAUGUGAAGAAAACUUGAGCCACAGUCCAGCCUGUAUAAAGCAUCAGGAAAAACAAACUGGGGAUAAUGUCUAAAUGCCUUCUACCAGAAAUCACACCUUACAAUAUAUCAGAGAAGUCAAGGGAAACUCUACCAAUCUACUGUGCAUGGGAAAUACAAGAAAGCACACCUCACCCAGCAUCAGAGAACCCACUCAGGGGAGAGUCCUUAUAAAUGUGCAGAAUGUGGGAAAUUCUUUUGUUCAAAUUCGUGCCCCAUUCAUCAUCCUGGAGCUCAUAUGGGGUUCAAACUCUAUGAAUGCAGUGAAUGUGGGAAAACAUUCUGUCAGAAGCCAAACCUUGGUGAACAUCUGAAAACUCACACAAAGCAGAAGCCUUAUGAUAACAAAUCACCUCUCCUAGAACACCAGAGAACAGAUACAGCGAGGAAGCUCAAUCCAGGUAGCGACUAUGGGAAACCAUUUGUCAUGAUGGGACAUCUCAAAGAACAUCAGAGAGUUCACACAGGAGAGAAGACCUGUGAACGGACUGAAUGUGGGAAAACUUUCUCCAAGGUAUCACAUCUCAGGGCACACCAGAGAACUCAUACAGGUGAAAAGCCCUAUGAAUGUACUGAGUGUGGAAAAACUUUCUCUCACAAGACACACCUCAAUGCACAUCAGAGCAUUCAUACUGGGGAGAAACCUUAUGCAUGUAAUGAGUGUUGGAAAGCUUUUGCUGAUAAUUCAACCCUCAGAGCACACCAGAGAAUUCACACAGGGGAGAGACCCUAUGAAUGUAAUGAAUGUGGGAGAUCUUUUGCUCAUAAUUCCAUUCUCAGAACACAUCAGAGAAUUCACACAGGAGAGAAACCCUAUGGAUGUAAUGAAUGUGGGAGAACUUUUACUUACAAUUCAGCCUUCAAAGCACAUCAGAGAAUCCACACAGGUGAGAAACCCUAUGAGUGCAGUGACUGUGAGAAAACUUUCACCCAUAAUUCAGCUCUCAAAGUACAUCAGAGAAUCCACACAGGGGAAAAACCAUAUGAGUGUAAUGAAUGUGAGAAAACUUUUGCCCAUAAUUCAGCACUCAGAGCACAUCAGAAAAUUCACACAGGGGAGAAAAUCUACAAAUGUAACGAAUGUGGGAAAACUUUUUCCCAGAAGACACACCUCAGUACACACAAAAGAAUUCACACAGGAGAGAAACCCUAUGAAUGUAGUGGAUGUGGAAAAACUUUCUCUCAGAAGUCAUACCUCAGAGGACAUGAAAGAACUCACACAGGAGAAAAACCCUAUAAGUGCAACAUAUGUGGGAAGACUUUUGUCUAUAAGGCAGCUCACAUAGUACAUCAAAGAAUUCACACAGGGGAGAAGCUCUAUGAGUGUAAUGAAUGUGGGAAAACUUUCUCUCAAAGAACACACCUCUGUGCACAUCAGAGAAUACACACAGGGGAAAAACCCUAUGAGUGUAAUCAAUGUGGGAAAACUUUUGCUGAUAACUCAGCCCUUAGGGUACAUCACAGAAUUCACACAGGGGAGAAACCCUAUGAAUGUAAUGAAUGUGGGAAAACAUUCUCCAAGACAUCACAUCUCAGAGCACACCUGAGAACUCAAGGGGAGAAACCCUAUGAGUGUAAUGAAUGUGGAAAAACUUUCUCUGAGAAGUCUUAUGUCAGUGCACAUCAGAGAGUUCACACAGGUGAGAAACCUUACACAUGUAAUAUAUGUGGGAAACCAUUUGCCUAUAAUUCAACCCUCAGGGUACAUCAGAGAAUUCAUACUGGAGUAAAAUCCUAUGAAUGUAAUGAAUGUGGGAAAACUUUCUCCCAGAAAUCACACCUUAGUGCACACCAGAGAAUUCACACAGGUGAGAAACCCUAUGAGUGUAAUGAGUGUGGAAAAGCUUUUGCCCAAAACUCAACUCUCAGAGUACACCAGAGAAUUCACACAGGGGAGAAACCUUUUGAAUGUGGUGAAUGUGGGAAAACUUUUGUCCGUAAGGCAGCUCUUAGAGUACACCAUACCAGAAUGCACACCAGAGAGAAAACCCUAAUAUGUAAUGAGUUUGGAAAGUCCUGAAACAACUACACAGUGGAAAAACCUCAUGUGACAAAGGCAUUAUUUUUUCCUUUAUCCAUCUCUUUUCCACUAGGGAUACAUGUUGAUAAAAAUUUCCAAGCAGUCAUUCAUCCAGGUGGAGCUGGCCAUGCAGUAUGACACUAAUGAUAUUAUAGUUGAGCCUGACCUUUAAACAAUUACCUUACAUUCUUCCUGGUCCAUUGCAAAAUGAAAUAGGACAGCCACAGAAAACAUGGAACUGUGUGCUGACACAUGGUAGAACACAGGGUGAAAGAUACCAGAGGGAAUAACUGGAACAGAAUCCCCACUUUCAGAGCCUCAUUGUUUUUUUUUUAAGAAGAACAAGUUUGUAGUCAGCUGAGCUCUUACAUGUUUGUUCUAUUAGUUAAAUGUACAUAGUUUAUCCAACUGUUAGUGGGAUGAAAGUAUUAAUAUAAUAAACAUCGGAAGACAUAAGAAUUUAACUUACUAGGCUGGAGGUGUGACUCAAGUGGUAGAGCAACUGCCUAGCCAGCAUAAGACCCUGAAUUCAAACCCCUGUACACCCUCUGCAAAAGAAUUAUUGUACAUCCAAGACUUCACAUGAGGAAGAAAACUUCUGUCAACAUCCUGAAUCUUCAUUAAAAACCAGACAUAUCUCAGGGAAAACACAGAAGCCUUACUAUGAACAGAACUGCAUUAUACAUCAAAUGGUUUGACUGAAAUUUUAUAUUUUGUGUAAAUGACUCUUUUCAAUAAAUAUUGAAGGUUUAUCAUAAGAUAAUGUAAGAAAAUAAUGACCCCUACACUAACUCACUAUAGAAUGUGGAGUUUUGAAAAUGGAGGAAUACAUUCUGUGGACACCAUCAAUACCAUCAAUAAAUGUUUGUGGAUAGUCUCUGAGCUAUGUGGAGCAUCUGGAUGAGUCUUUUAUAAACAUGAUUCAUUGUUACUGGUGAAUUCUAGUAGGAGCCAGCAGCCAAAUCUGCGCUGGUCCUGUUCACUUCCAUAUGUUUAGUGGCAUCUCUGUUCUCUUGGUGUUGUUUAACUCAGUGCUGUUAGAGUUUGGCCUGCCUGCUGUGACUGAAUGUUAGUCUAGCCUUAUUUUUCUACAAUCUUGAAGAACCAUGAGAUUUUCUAUGUAUGUGGCAGUGUUGGUCCUUACUCUUUUUAAAGAGUGAUUAUAAACACAAGUCUUGUCUCUGCCCCUUUUAUAUGCAUUGAAUCUGAAUGUCCUGUCUUUUAUGUAUUUUUCAGUCAUCAUGUCUGCACUCACACCAUACAACUUUGCAAACCAGUGGUAUUUCAAAUCAACUGAGAUAGCAGGAUUUGGAACUGCAACAGAACUACAUCAUACCAGAAGCAUAGCACUGGUACUGAUUCACUUUGGGGAAAAGAUACAGUGCAGUACAGUCUUGACCAAGAAACUCUCUUUGUGUACUCUAUCAUCAUCUCAGGCUAAUGGUUUGUUCAGCAGGGAGAAGAAUGUAAAGUCAUUAAAACAAUUAAAUGUUGCUUUCUGUAAGUUUGAUCUGAUUGAGUAUGAGGACAAUAAACCAAUUGAGAAAAAUAUGGCAUAACUUUUGGAUUAAGUGGAGAAUAGGUAUAUGUGUUAUUUUUCAUUGCCCUGACAGACCACUCAAGAUAAAUAACUUAAGAGGGAGGAUUUAUUUUAGCUCAUGGUUUCAGAGGUUUCAAUCAUUAGCUCCUUUGCUUCCCGCCUAUAAUGAGACCAAUGUCAAGGCAGAGAGCAUGUGGUAGAAGAGUGGAAAAGAGCUGUUCACCUCAUGGGGGAUGGAAAAGGGGGGAAGAUCAGUAACCCACUUCUUCCAAGCAGGCCCUGCUUUCUUUUAAUCAAUGGAUUCAUCCAUCGAUGCGGUUAGUUACCCUCACUAGCCACACACCUCUCAAUAGCACCAACAAUAUGGGACACACGAGCCUAUUUCCAGAACACUUCAUAUCCACACUGUAACAGUAGUUCUUUGACACCAGGUAGUUAUCAGUUAAUUUAGAGGCAUCUGUGCCAAAGUAAAGAGCCAGUAAGAGCUCACCAUUGGAUGAGAGCUGUGCUGUACUACCAUUAUGGAUGGAUGAGACACCAGAGACUGGAUCCUCACACUUAGCAAGAAGGUGCCCACAGCAAAGAGUAUUUUUGCCUCUCCUCAGGUUCUCACCCCUUCGGGCAACAUGCACUUAUUGCUCAGUGCCCGAAGGGAACCAAGAGCCAAAAACCAUCUCUUAUCGACAUGUCCAAUUUUUCAGAAAAGUACAGAUGAAAAGAAAACUGAUCCAGAGUACUUUUAGAAAUUUAAAUUCCCCUAUUAACAUAAACUGUUACUGUGGUACAUUUGUCAUAAUGAAGUAACACUAAUGUUUCACUAGUUUCGCCCUCAUGGGAUGAAGAGAUAUGGAAGAACUGAGAGUCACUCUUAUGAAGAGAUUAAAAAGUAAAAUUCUCCAAAUCAAAUAAAUUCUGGGCAGCAAAGACAACAGAUGUUCUAAUGAACACCAAAAAGCAAAAAAAUUACGGGCCAUGAACUGGGAUCAUUAUGAGACUAAAUUUUGAGUGCUGUAAUUUUAAGCUGUUUGCAUUAAUAUUGUCAACAUUAAAACC